This is a messenger RNA of Grosmannia clavigera kw1407, 273 nucleotides long. RefSeq lists its product as uncharacterized. Bases 1 to 273 code for a protein of 90 amino acids. NCBI's taxonomy places the organism in Eukaryota, Fungi, Ascomycota, Sordariomycetes, Ophiostomatales, Ophiostomataceae. The transcript has 2 exons. The record is from RefSeq and is a predicted model, not a curated record.
AUGGAAGGGCCGCCAGGCGCCCAACUCGAAAACAAGAGCUGUAAGCGUCUUUUGACAGCGACGAUCCGCCACCGGCGCAGGGGCCAUCCAAUCAACAAGCACUCGUACGCAAAUCUGCACAUCGAGUCCGCUGAGGAGACCAGUUACGGAAAGGCUUCCAGAAGAUCCACCGCAAGUUCAAGGGGAGGUGCUGCAAGGAAAAUCACGGCCGCCCUAGUGUUUCACCAGCUCGCAGGAGAACAGAUGAAGCCGAAUGACGGGCCGGGGAGUUGA